CACAGGCAAAUACUUUAAAAUUCACUCAUUGGACAUAAAGAAUUUCCUUGAAAACAAGUGGAAACACAGAGUGGAAAAGAAACUGCCAGAGCUAAGAAAGUGAAGUCCGUCGGAAAAACAAAAGGAUUUAUCUCUGGCUUCCGUGGCUCAGAGUGAUAUGGCUGGCACUCUACGCAAGUUUGCACCAUGCAUUCCCUGUGUUUGGAUCUUUCUCAUGCUUUUCGACCCAAGCUUGCAGAACGGGGCUGUAGCCGGGCACAAAGAACCUAUUCCUGAUGACAGCAAAGACAACAUCACCAUCUUUACCCGGAUCUUGGACCGCCUACUGGAUGGUUAUGACAACCGACUGCGUCCCGGACUAGGAGAGAGUGUGACUGAAGUGAGGACAAACAUCUAUGUGACCAGCUUCGGACCAGUAUCUGACACUGACAUGGAGUACACGAUUGAUGUGUUCUUCCGGCAGAGUUGGCGGGAUGAAAGGCUGAAGUUUGAUGGACCUAUGCAGGUUCUUCCUCUUAACAACCUGCUCGCCAGCAAGAUCUGGACACCAGAUACUUUCUUCCACAAUGGGAAGAAGUCGGUAGCGCACAAUAUGACGACACCCAAUAAACUUCUGCGACUGGUUGACAAUGGAACACUUCUUUAUACAAUGAGAUUAACCAUCCAUGCUGAGUGCCCCAUGCAUCUGGAAGAUUUUCCCAUGGAUGCCCAUGCCUGCCCUCUGAAGUUUGGAAGCUAUGCCUAUACCAACAACGAGGUGGUGUACAUCUGGACAGCAGAUGAUGAAAAAUCAGUUUCUGUCGCUCCGGAUGGUUCUAGACUCAACCAGUAUGAUCUUUUGGGCCAUGACAUUGGCAAAGAGACCAUCAGAACGAGCACUGGGGAAUAUGUGGUGAUGACAACAUAUUUUCAUUUGAAAAGGAAAAUUGGCUAUUUUGUGAUCCAGACGUAUCUGCCCUGCAUAAUGACCGUCAUCCUCUCUCAGGUCUCCUUCUGGCUGAACCGAGAGUCCGUGCCGGCACGCACUGUCUUUGGUGUCACUACUGUCCUGACAAUGACCACACUGAGUAUAAGUGCCAGGAACUCACUUCCGAAGGUGGCCUAUGCCACGGCUAUGGACUGGUUUAUGGCGGUCUGCUAUGCCUUUGUCUUUUCUGCCCUCAUUGAGUUUGCCACAGUCAACUACUUCACGAAACGCAGUUGGGCCUGGGAUGGUCAGAAGGAGGCCCAGGAGAUGCGGAGACGAGAGUCUGCUUCCCUCUCCAAAAAGACCAACAACACUUUCAAUAUCGUGGGAACCACUUACAGCAUGAGUGUACCCAAAGAUCCCGGACUGACCACCAUCUCCAAGAGUGCCACGGCUACAUCCACCCCAUCGCAGCCCGUCCGAGAGAUGCGACUGCCCAAAAUGGAUGGGGAGUACGUGCCGGAGGGGAGAAAGUCAUACAAUCGCGUCAGCAAAGUGGACAAGAUCUCACGUAUCAUCUUUCCUGUACUCUUCUUCAUCUUCAACUUGGGUUACUGGGCCACUUACGUCAACAGAAAGCCAACCAUUGACCGGUCCAGUCCCCAAAAAUGAACAUGACUACCAAACCGCAAAAAAAAAAACUGCCAGUCCAGUCUUAACUGGCGACAUGAUGCUACUACUGCUUUCAAAAUAUGCGUUCAUUUUUACAUUUUCAUAUUCUUUUUUACAGUUUCUAGUUAUCUGUCGGUGCCAUACAGCCAUGUAGAUAUACAAGCCUAUGUACACUGCAAAAAUGAUUUGUCUUACUGAGUAUUUGUGUUUGAAAACGCAUAGAUUUCGGUACAUUUAAGCCUCUCAUCAAUACUAAAAAGGCAUUUUCCUCCACCGAAAAUUGAGCAUUUCGAAAAUGCUCUCCAUUUCCACAUCCUUUGGAAAACUAUAAUGUUAGGAAACUGAAUUUUCAAACAAUAAUGGAUUAGUGUGGAUGUGGCCUAGGACUUAUUUUCAGAGAAAUCUAACAACAUUUUGUUGAAAAUUUAGAAGGGGAAAACAUUUAUAAUUUAAAGUGAUAGCAUGCACAAGACUUAUAUUAUACCAUAUCUAAUGCCAUUUUGCUUCUCAAGUAAAUCUGUCUUGUUUCAAGGAUGUUUAGAUGUAUUUACUGGAAAACAAGACAGCAAUACUGAGUAAGAAAGUAAUUGUUUUGCAGUGUAGUACAUUGUUGUUUUGUUUUGUCUAGGUUUUUAUGUGCCAUUUCCUUUGGUGUAUGGGAAACAGUAUGAAUAAUCAAUAUGACAGGUGUUGUAUGGAGGAUGAUUACUUACCCACUCCACACACUGUGCAUCAUCAGGAGAAAAUCUCCAGUCACCAUUGGCUGUCGGUUGCCAUGGCGAGUACCUUUAGCCUUUCAGCAGCCAGUUGCUAUGUCCGUAGGAGCAUUUUUAUUAACCGCCCAUUCGACUCUCUGCAGACCCAGAAUAAUAUCAUGUAGAAUUAUGUUCCCAUCCCCAUGGGUCUAUCUGUGCAUUUACCUGUCCAGUGACUCUUCUUGUUUUAAUAGCCUGAGCAGGCUCCAAGAUAAAGAAACUGUGUGCCUUUUUAAUAUCUCUCCCGAUGAGAUAAAUAGUUUGGCACAUGCUGACAUUGUCUUCAAGCAUACACCUACCUAAUAAAAAACUUCAGUGUUGAAUGAACUCUCACAGGUUGGUACUAAAUUCAGAGUACUGCUGUAUGCAAAUUGAUUUAAUGCUGACGGCUCGACUGUGAGGCCCUGGGCCAGCCAGCCAGCGUUUCAUUUUUUGUGGCCAAUAUGAGCAAGCGUUACCCGAGAAAGGAUGUGUAUUCAGUAAAUUAUGGCACUGUAACAGGCUAUAAAGCAUUUCAGUUGUGAGGAAUAUCAAGACCUGCUUUAAGACUUGAGCUAGUGCCACGCAAAAGGUACAUGUAUCCAAUUUCAUUACCUCACAUUAAAGUGUAGGUGGUUUAUUUGAUCUUUACACAAUGACCUGACCAGGCACAAUGCGACAAGUUGCCAAGGACAAGCAGUUCUCCUGUCCACAUUGAAUGCAAAACUGCGGCAUGACGUGACACAAUAUCAGUCCGAUUUUUAGGGGUAUAUUUACUAAACACUCUUGCGUGUAGUAUUAGCUGCUCAAACAAUAAAUGCACUGAAAUACCGCUGAGCCUUGAGGGGGGAAUUCACUAAUAAUGAAUACAAGUGCUGUUUUUUUGCUUGCGUUUGGUUUAGCACCCAAUUCACUGUAGGAAUAAUGCAAAUCUGGCAACUGUGCAAACGUGGCCACAUGUGUAAUUUGACAAAACAAUAUGGCGCCGAUCUCAGCUGAGUAACCUACAUCUGGGAAGAAAGCUCAUUAAGUUUUACAAUAAAACCUGUUUGAGUAAAAAAAAUCCGAUACGUUAUUUUAAAAAUAUCGCGAAAUUGCACGCUGUUUAACACAAUGACCAUGUACAUGGAAUAUAGCCUAAUUCCCAUUAAAAUAUCCUACAUCCACUGAUUCAUCUAAAAGCUGGGAAAAGUUGCUUUCAGAGGCUGUAUACAGAGAUAGGAAGAAAAUAAGGUGCAUUUCAAUCUGUUCUGAGACCAGUGCUGACAGGCAGCACACUGGAGGUUAAGUCAUUCCCUAAUUAGGAGGCAAGGAACCUUCCUAUAGCUUUCCUAUGCAUGCAACAUCCAGUCAAAAGUUCAGUUUCAGGCUGCAGAUGAUGUUUGGACCACUCAACAUGUUUGGCAGACUUGGUGCAAUGAUAAUCGGUACAUAGAUUCAGAAUUGAUCAUGUAUAAUUUUAUUUUAACAUGGUUGACAGUGAUUAGAUGAUGCCGGACAUUAUUUUAAAUCCGAAUUAUUUAUGCUAAUUUCUGAUGUAAUCAGAUUUUCACAACUUAUUUGGACUGUCCACAUAUUGGAUAUACAUUUUUAGGAAAAAUAUUUGGUCUAAAAUACAUACAUAUAUGUAUGUAUGUAUGUUAUGUAUGUAUAUUGCAGGUGAAUAUGUAUAUUGCAUGUUUCUUAGGGCCGUUACAUAGUCAACGCGAGCAAGUAACGCGAGUGACGCGAGCGACGCGCUCCCCUUCAUAGUCUAAACAGUGGACGCAAGCAGACGCACGCGUCACGGGCGAUGCGUGAAAUGCAAUACACCGCUCCCGCAACAGGGGUAGUAGAGUCUGGUGAUAUUAGUA
Xyrauchen texanus (razorback sucker) is the source of this 4166-nucleotide messenger RNA. Its product is annotated as gamma-aminobutyric acid receptor subunit alpha-3-like. The transcript has 10 exons. Bases 158 to 1579 code for a protein of 473 amino acids. NCBI's taxonomy places the organism in Eukaryota, Metazoa, Chordata, Actinopteri, Cypriniformes, Catostomidae. Gene Ontology annotation, cellular component: synapse; neuron projection; dendrite membrane. The record is from RefSeq and is a predicted model, not a curated record. Gene Ontology annotation, biological process: synaptic transmission, GABAergic; regulation of postsynaptic membrane potential; nervous system process. Gene Ontology annotation, molecular function: transmitter-gated monoatomic ion channel activity involved in regulation of postsynaptic membrane potential; benzodiazepine receptor activity; GABA-gated chloride ion channel activity.